This is a messenger RNA of Notodromas monacha, 3914 nucleotides long. NCBI's taxonomy places the organism in Eukaryota, Metazoa, Arthropoda, Ostracoda, Podocopida, Cyprididae. The record is from the annotation of a GenBank genome assembly.
CGGAGACAGAUUCGAGCAAAAGAAACUGCCGCGAUACGACGAUUCAGUUUCCCAGCGCAGCGCGUCGGUAGAACACCAUAUAGAAAUCCUUCCAGUGCGCAUGCAGCCGACUGCGAAAAGUUUACAAACUCGAGAAAAUAAGCAACGCGGAAGAAUAAAUUCGCGCUUGCGAGGAAUAUGAGAUCGAAUCCGCGGAAGUUUGCGUCGUCGCGGCAAUCGUCAUCGUUGCUCUUAUUGCUGCUUCUGGUCGUGCUGGCAUCUGUCGAUGGGAAAUCCACUGUUUCAACAACCCCAAAGUCGUUAAAAGUUGACCCUAAAGAUGAUGCAAGGCCGUUGUGUGAGCUGCAUGAUGGGCGUUCUACCUGCAAAUGUCGGCCGGGUCUCACAGAGAUCACGAUAGGAGGAUCACCAGGCAGAGAAAAUAUUCGCGUGGGAAAUCGGACAGUGGAAAUGCGCAUUAAAAAUUGCACAUCCAUUCACAUCUUGGCGAAUGGGUUCGAAGCGGCAAAGAAACUCAGAUCGCUUCACUUUGUCAACGUUGACAAACUCGUGUUGGAGCCUUACUCAUUCGCCUUUCCUCGCAUCGGAACCGAUGAAACGCCCGCAGAAAAAACUGAGGGGAGGACCAUGCGGUUCAUCAGCGUGGAUUCCGACGCAUUCCCGCAAAACACCUUCACGAGUGAAUUCAGACGGAUCGACUUGGUCAACUCGAGCAUUAAAACGUGGCAAACAGGAGCCAUCGGUCCAGGAGCAAACGUUUCAACGCUGCACUUGGACUCAACCUCUGUCGGAGUGUGGGAACGAGACGGGAUCGAUACCCAGGCCACCUUGGAAAACCUGGAUUUCCAGCGUGCGGCAAUCGACACGAUGGAGACGGAAGCCAUUCGCAUCUCUUCAUCGCCAGUCCGCGAUGUCACCAUUUUCGGAUGCACUUUCCGGAUCCUCAAUUCGCGGUCUUUCGCAUUCCAGGCCCUCCGGCGACUUCGGUUCACGAAUAAUACCAUGACGGGUUCCGUGAGCACGCACUACAUCGAAGCCCAUCUAACCGGCCCGGAGAUGAUCUUCAGGAACAACCGCUUCGCCAAACUCCAACAACACGCAUUCAAAGGGAUCACGUCUUCGAAUUCCACGACUCUUCGUUUCCUCGGCAACACUCUCACAGCUUGCGACGAGGAAUGCCUGAGUUUCAGUCCAACCGUGGCCGUGAACGCAUCCGAAACCAAGUUCAACACGAGUUGCGACGGAGGCACGCUGAAAUUCGACAUGAUCUCCUUCGCCCCCGAACUCGCGAAAGACAUUUGGGCGACGGGGAAGUGUUUCAAAGAUAACGAAUUCGUGUCCCUGGUUGAACACUGCGCCCCGGAACCCGAACCGAAACCCGAGAAUACGUCCUUCGUGACCUACGUGAUACCCAUCAUCACGACCUCGUCCGUACUCGCGGUCAUUUUCGCGGGUGCUGUGGCGGGUUACGUGUGUUGCGGUGGCAGGCAACGAUUCGGACGAGGCCCUGCCCGAAGAACCCGAUCGGGAGUUGUUUUGACCGACAGUUGGAACUUCGGACCGACGGACUCGUGUCAGUCAUCCAACACGGAAGUGGAUCGGUCGUCAACCAAGUCAGAAAUCUCCACCUAUCCCAGGUACGUGUUUCCGGUGACGACGGAAAUUCGAGCGUACCCGGCCUCAGCAGCAGUGGAGAAUACUUCGGUGCCGACGGAACGGAUUAGUGCUUAUGAACCCAGGGUUGAGAUUUAUGGUGUUCCCGAAUCUGAAUAUGCCAAUGCGGCCCCACCUUUACCACCACUGAACCCUACAAUGCGACGGAUGGAUACCUUCCCCAGCAACUAUUCAAGAUAAUUCGAGAAAUGAUCCGCGCUCAGCAUAGUCGGCAACCAAUCGCCGGAGGUCGAAAUAAUUUCAUCAUCAUGGGUCUGAUUUGUGCCUAUAAACCUCAUUUAUUCGGGUAUUUAGCGCAUAUGUUCCCCCAGCAGUGGUCAGUCAUGUCUUAAAAAUGAACUGUACUGUGUGUGAUGAAAAACCAAUUUCAGGUACAAAACCGCGCAUUUUAUGACUUUAUCCAGUUAACUUGCAGCAGAGUGUGUCAACCCAAUUGGUGUGCUGGUCCACAGAAACUUUUUGCUCGUCGGCAGGAUUUUCUCUUCAGCAUAAAAAUUGUAUCAAAAGUACCAAUGAAGUCUGUUAUCCUUCAUCUGAAAUUUUGGAAAGAUAAUGGCAGUUUCAAUUAUUGGAGUGAAAAAUAAAAUUUUAAUUUUCUUUAUAAUAAUCACACUUUGGAAAAAUUUCCCCCUGUUGUAAUAUAUUAUAACUUUUUUUGUUCUGAGAAACCUUUCUUCAAGCCCACCUGUUUAAUUUUUCAAAGACAUUGCACUAUAUAGCUGCUUCCUUGAUUCUCAAUUUUUGAAAAAAGCAAAAACUUUUAAAAUGCCUGCUAUGAAGUCUUUCAAAUAAAAAAAUUUAUUCUACAACUUUUUUUGGGAAACUGGCUGGUCUGCUGGCUUGGAAAGGUUUGGGAACACUGGCUUAUAUAAUUGAACCUUAAUAAGUCUGACCUCCUAUGAAAUCUAAUUUUUUUCAAGUCCAUGUCUGAAUUCCCAUAGAAUCAAUACAUUAAAAACCUCCCUAACUCAAAGUAAUUUUCUCCAAAAACCUCUGUGAAUCAAACUUUCUGAGGCCUUUUGGUUUAUCAUUUCCUUGAACUAUGAAACAGAAAAUCAAUAGACAAAUGAUUUGAUGCAUCUUGGAAGGAAGUGUAAGACUAUUACAGCAAAUUCAACCCUGCCUCUGAGUUCAGCAAGGUGUACUCAUUAAGAAGCAAGUUUAAGCCCAGAAUAUGCUCAUUUACAAUUUCCCGCAAUUUAUUUUACUUUUUCUUGCAAAAAAUGUUUGUUUCCUUAACUGGAAACCUCCACAAAUCAAAAACUCCCCAAGUCACAUUUUUUCCUGGUCCCUAUAAAUUUGGUUUAGAGAGGUUUGACUGAAGAACCUUUGGGUUCAAAUCAACAAGACAUGGAUGUCCCCAAAGAAGGGUAACAGAAAUUGAAACUUUGGAGGGAAUUAUGAAAAAGAUAAAUGAGGACCCUGGCUUUUCUCCAUCUGUUUACCCAAAUCUCGAGUUGUUGGUGAAAAUUUCAGCAAGGAAAUUCACCUCUUUCAAUAUGUACCAGUCAUUCUUGAAUGAAUGAACAGAACACUUUAUUUGCCGCUUUUCAGCAUUCACAAUGUUCUAUCAGGAUUCCCACAACCAAACCCCCUUCCCACCCAAUCCAAAUCCACUCAAUGACAUUUUAAUCACUUCAGAGCGGGAAAGCACAAAUUGAUAACAAAAAAUAAAAGAAAAUACGAUACAACAUGAAAUACAACUGGACAUCUGACAUGUAUGCAUACACUCAUUCAUUCUUGAAUGACUCAAGGAGUCAAGGGUUAAAGACUGAGGUUUAUGAAAUGAUUUUUUGUGAUUUUUUCAUGUUUAUCAAGGUUAACUGGCGAUGAAAUAGUAUUCUUUUCAUACAGAAUAAAAAAAGCCUACAUUGAAUUUUCUUGAGCUUAAAAAACUCAGGGAAGCUAUACAAUUUGAAGAAUCCCCGUACUGCACACUAUUACUUUCGAAAAUUCGACGUUGGCUUUUACCGCAAUUCAACUCAUCAUCAGAUGAAACUUUUUAUUUGACAAGGCUGGUGUGGAGCAACUCAUUCAAUUUUCUCCUUUUCUUUCGGGAGAAUGAAUCUUGUAUCUCAGCCGAUACCAAUGAGAGGAUGAGGAUGACAAUUUAGCAUAUAUGUGAUUGUUGGCUCAGAUGAUAUUGAACGAUGCGAUAUUUUGUGACUAUGAAUGGUGAUUUGCAACUGAUUGAGAAGUGCAUGGAACGUAAUAAAAUACGGGGAAUGAAAGCGGAAGAA